Messenger RNA from Miniopterus natalensis, 3067 nucleotides. It is a transcript of the gene RIN1, whose product is annotated as Ras and Rab interactor 1. Gene Ontology annotation, biological process: vesicle-mediated transport; signal transduction. Gene Ontology annotation, cellular component: cytosol; endocytic vesicle. Gene Ontology annotation, molecular function: guanyl-nucleotide exchange factor activity; small GTPase binding. The record is from RefSeq and is a predicted model, not a curated record. NCBI's taxonomy places the organism in Eukaryota, Metazoa, Chordata, Mammalia, Chiroptera, Miniopteridae.
CACCGGGAAUGCUCUUGCCUUGGGGGCUGGAUUGUCUUCCUGAGUCCCAGAAGUAACCGGAGGAGCUCCCCGCCAUGGAAGCCCCUGGGGAGCCAGGAGCAGACCCUCUCGGAACCCCCAGCCUUUCAGACUCCUCGGCGCCUGGGCACCUGGAGAGAGAAAAGCCAGCCCAGGACCCGCUGUAUGACGUGCCCAAUGCCGGUGGGGGGCAGGCAGGUGGGCCCCAGCGGCCCCGGCGCGCUGUGAGCCUGCGGGAGCGCCUGCUGCUCACGCGGCCCGUGUGGCUGCAGCUGCGGGCCAACGCUGCAGCUGCGCUGCACAUGCUGAGGACCGAGCCCCCGGGGACAUUCCUGGUGCGGAAAUCUAACACCCGCCAGUGCCAAGUUCUGUGCGUGCGGCUGCCCGAGGCCAGCGGCCCUUCCUUCGUCUCCAGCCAUUACAUCCAGGAGAGCCCUAGGGGCAUCUCCUUGGAGAGUUCUGAGCUCGUCUUCCCGGACCUAGUCCAGCUCAUCUGUGCCUACUGCCACACCCGGGACGUCCUUCUUCUCCAGCUCCAGCUCCCCAGAGCCAUCUGCCAGGCAGCCACCCACAAGGAGCUGGAAGCCAUCUCCCAUUUGGGCAUUGAGUUCUGGAGCUCCUCCCUCAACACCAAGGCUCAGCCAGGCCCCCCUGAAGGCCCGCUGCUGCCCCGGCUGAAGCCCCGAUCCCCACAAGAGCUGGACCAGGGCACCGGAGCCGCCCUGUGCUUCUUCAACCCCCUGUUCCCAGGGGAUCUGGGUCCCACCAAGCGGGAGAAAUUCAAGAGGAGUUUCAAAGUGCGUGUAUCCACAGAGACCUCCAGCCCCCUGUCUCCACCUGCUGUGCCGCCACCCCCUGUCCCGGUGCUGCCAGGGCCAGCCCCCAGCCAGACAGAAAGGUUGCCCCCUUGCCACCAGCUGCUGCGGAGGGAGAGCUCAGUGGGGUACCGUGUACCCGGUACCACCUCCAGCCUCCCUCCCCUGCCCUCCCUGCAGGAGGUGGACUGUGGCUCCCCCAGCAGCUCUGAGGAGGAGGGGAUGCAGGGGUUUCAGGGGAGUCCAGCAACCUCACCCCGCCUGAGGCUCAAGAGUCGCAGGAGGCCUUUGCUUAGGUCCAUGAGCGCUGCCUUCUGCUCUCUGCUGGCACCUGAGCGGCAGGUGGGCCGGGCAGCUGCGACAUUGAUGCAGGACCGCCACACAGCUGUGGGCCAGCUGGUCCAGGACCUACUGACCCAGGUGCGGACUGGCCCAGAGCCCCAGGAGCUGCAGGGUAUCCGGGAGGCACUGAGCAGGGCCCGGGUCAUGCUGAGCGCAGAGCUGGGACCUGAGAAGCUGCUGCCACCGGAUAGAUUGGAACGUGUCCUGGAGAAGUCACUGCAUCGCUCAGUGCUCAAGCCUCUCCGGCCCAUCCUGGUGGCCCGACUGCAGCGCCGGCUUUCCGCUGAUGGCUCUCUGGGCCGCCUGGCCGAAGGCUUCCGCCUGGCCCGGGCUCAGGGCCCAGAAGCCUUUGGGUCCCACUUGAGCCUGCCCUCCCCGGUGGAGAUGGAGCAGGUGCGCCAGAAGCUGCUGCAGCUGCUCCGCGCCUACUCACCCAGUGCCCAGGUCAAGCGUCUCCUGCAGGCCUGCAAGCUGCUCUACACAGCUCUGAGGACCCACCUGGGUGAGGGCGCGGGAGCCGACGAGUUCCUCCCACUGCUGAGCCUGGUCCUGGCCCAAUGCGAUCUUCCUGAGCUGCUGCUGGAGGCCGAGUACAUGUCAGAGCUGCUGGAGCCCACUCUGCUCACUGGAGAGGGCGGCUACUACCUGACCAGCCUCUCUGCCAGCCUAGCACUGCUGAGCAGCCUGGGCCAGGCCCACACCCUCCCCCUGAGCCCCUCACAGGAGCUGCAGCGCUCCCUCAGCCUCUGGGAGCAGCGCCGCCUGCCUGCCACCCACAGCUUCCAGCACCUCCUCCGAGUAGCCUACCAGGACCCCAGCAGUGGCUGCACCUCCAAGACCCUGGCCGUGCCCCCAGGGGCCUCGGUUGCCACCCUGAACCAGCUCUGUGCCACCAAGUUCCGAGUGACCCAGCCCGACGCUUUCGGCCUCUUCCUGUACAAGGAGCAAGGCUACCACCGCCUGCAGCCCGGAGCCCUGGCCCACAGGCUUCCCGCAACCGGCUACCUUGUCUACCGCCGCCACGCAGAGCGGCCUGAGGCACAGGGCGCCUUGCUUGGGGGUGCAGCAGAGGGGAGCUGCAGGGGGCCAGAGGCAGGGGGCAGGGAGGAGGAGGAAGGGGGCCCAGGAGAAGGGGACAUCAGAGCCAAAGCCAGUCCCCGGGGCAGCAAGGCAGAGUCUGCGACAACUGCCGCACCGGAUGAGAGCCGGACCAGAGGAGGCCCUGCUCAGCCAGAUGGGCCAGAGGCUGAGGGAAGCCAGGCCGCAGAGGAGUAGCUGGGGGUGGCCAGAAGGGUCAUUUGGGGCAGAAAACUCUGAGCCUGCUGGAAAGGCCCAUCAGCCCCACUGACCAAGGCCACAGCCUCCUUAGCCUCCCCCCCCCCACUCUUGUGUCUGCCUCCCCCUCUGUCUAUUUAUCUACAUGACAACCUGUUGGGGCAGUGCCUGGACUGGCUGCAUCUGGGCAUUGGAGUCAACUUGAGGGGGCUUGGGAGACCCAAGACCAAGGGCCCAAGGCCUUUGCCUUUUGUGCUUCUGCCCCUGCUGGAGGCUGGCCAGCCUGCAGUGCCAGUGUGCUCAGCCUCUGGCAGCCGGGGAGGAGCCACUGCCCAGGCGGCCCCUCCAAGCUGGGGGCUUCCUGGCCCCAAAAGUCUCCACCUACUCCUGGUGUCAGAGGAUUCAAGGAGACAGCAGGGGCUCAGGGCCAGUCCUGCUCCAGACCACCUGGAAGAGUAGUGCCUCCAAACUUCAGUGUCCUCACUGUAAAGGGGGGCGCUGCCAUCCUAUCUUCUCCCUGAAACCUUCCAGGGGUCAAAAUGGAUGGGUUUGCUGCAGAGCAGGACUCAGACUAUGGGGAAGGGGGAAAGGAGGUGAGAUGUUAGCAUUGCUUCCCC